Molecule: messenger RNA, 4128 nt
Organism: Eimeria tenella
Lineage: Eukaryota; Apicomplexa; Conoidasida; Eucoccidiorida; Eimeriidae
Exons: 2
Coding region: 1-4128 (1375 amino acids)
Source: RefSeq, a predicted model, not a curated record
AUGAAGGCGCACUUCAGACUUGUCGGCCCUGGGAGUAUGCUACUGUUAGCAGGCAGAAAUGUUGCCACCCCCGCUGUGGUAGCAGCUGCUGUUGCUUGUGCUUCAUUAUUGGUGACAGCCUCACAAGAACCAGAGGCUGCUACGGCUGAAACAGCUGCUGCAACCGACCCCAGCGCUGCAGCAGCAAUGGGAGCAGGCAUCGCUACGAGCGAUGACGCGCCGGCGUUCCCGCCGUUGCCUCUAGCCACACCAGAGGACUCUGUGGACUUACCUCUUGACCAAAUGCAUUUUAAUUGGGGUUCUCCCCGUCAGAUUCACCAAAGAGCGGCAGCUUUCUCCCUUAGCGCUGCCCUGAUCGCUCUCGCCACCGUCGUGUACGUGGUGCUGCGCUGCAGCAGGUUUCUGCCCCGUCACCAGCGCAGCGACUCGAAAUCCGAAUUGCGCUUCACAACAGCUCGCUCGUUGGCGGCAGAGGAUGCAGAUGAUCCGGAGGAUCACGAAGACGAAGAAGACCCCGGCGAGGACGGGGGAGCUGAUGAAGAUUUUUUCGAUGAAGACUUUUGUUACCAAGUGGAAAACGAACUGGUCUCCCGCGUGUACAAACAGGUGCACCGGCUGUCGCUCAGCGCCUCCGAAGCUGCGGCUUUGACCGAAGUCGAAGCCCAGAGAGUGGCGCUGGCGCAGUCCCAGCUGCAGCGGCUGCAGAGCCUUGUCAUUCAACACGCCCAAGUGCUGCAAGACUACGAAUCAGCAGCAGAAUUCGAAGCCAAGUUGCUGGACAAAAGAAUAGCAGAGCUGCCUCCCGGGGCCGAGUUUCCCGAGAGCGUGCUGCGGCUGCAGCAGCAAGUGCUGGCGGACAAGCGGCGUCUGCAAGCCUACAAGCGGGACUUGAAAGAUAUGAAGCACAAACUCUUCGAAGCUGCCUUCACUCCUCUUCAAAAAAAAAGAGCUUCGUUGAUUCGGGCCAAACGCGUGUUCACGAGGCUAAGUGCUUCUUCAGGUGCUGCUGCUGCACUUGCUGCAGCAGAAGUUGUACUGCGCGUGUUCCCCCCCGGCCCCGAAACCUACCCCGGCGCCGACGCUUCCCACGUCGAAGUGCUUCCUGAAGGACAACAGGGGCCUUCUUUUAGUGCUCGAAGGUACUUGGAAUCAUCUCCGAAGCCUCGAAGUUCAUUUUCCUUCAGCUUUACCACACCGCACCAGCUGCCGCAGCAACAGCCACAGCAACAGGCGCAGCAGCAACUGCAGCACCAGCCGCAGCACCAGCACCCGCUGCAGCCGCAAACCAACCCGUGGCACUACCCGCAGCACCAGCACCACCAGCUGCCGCACCAACAGCAACAGGUGCAGCAGCAACUGCCGCACCAGCCGCAGCACCAGCCCCAGCAGCAGCCGCAGCACCAGCCGCAGCACCAGCUGCAGCACCAGCCGCACACCCUGCCGCGGCACCGGCCGCAGCACCAGCCGCAGCAGCGGCCGCAGUCUCACCCGCAGCAGCAGCCGCAGCAACAGCCCCACCAGCAGCCCCAGCAACAGGCGCAGCAGCAGCCCCAGCAGCAACCGCAGCACCAGCCGCAGCAGCAACCGCAGCGCCAGCCGCAGCAACCGCCCCACCAGCAGCCGCAGCACCAGCCUCACCAGCAGCCGCAGCAACAGCCGCAACCCCACCCGCGUCGCCAGCUGCAGCAGCAGCCGCAGCAGCAGCCGCAACCCCUGCCGCAGCAGCAGCCACAGCAGCGACCGCUGCCCCUGCCGCGGCAGCGACCGCAGCCCCUGCCGCGGCACCAGCCGCAACCCCACCCGCAGCACCAGCCACAGCAGCAGCCGCAGCAGCAACCGCAGCAGCACCUGCAGCAGCAACCGCAGCACCAGCCGCAGCCCCAGCCGCGGCAGCGGCCCCACCAGCAGCCGCAGCCCCAGCCGCGGCAGCGGCAGCGGCCCCACCAGCAGCCGCAGCCCCAGCCGCAGCCCCAGCCCCAGCAGCAGCAGCAGCAGCAACCGCAGCACGAGUCGCAGCAGCCGCAGCAGCAGCAGGAGCCACAGCGGGAGGUGAAGGUGCAGCAAGGCCACUUGCCGCUGCCCCAGCCGCGGCGAACGACGCAGGAGGUGCAGCUGCCGCAGGAGGAGGCAAAGACAGAAGAGGGCAGCGAAGAAGCUGCUGCUAAAAGUGAAGAAAAAUCUGAAGAAGCAGAGGCCGCUGAAGGCAAACGAACAGGCACAAGGCGGAGGAAAGCAGCAGCGCAUGUAAAACAGAAUGCUGAAUCCCUGCUGGCCCGGCACAGCGUUGGUGCUGUGCCUCCUUUUCCUUUAGAAGCAGAAGCAGCAGCGACGCAGGAGCAGCAGGAGCCAGAGGUGGACUACGCGCAGCAGCAGCAAAAUCUGCUGCGGCUUGCGAAGAAAGACCUUGGAUGCCUGCCUCAGGAACUGCAGCAAGACGUAUCUACAGCUUCUUCCAUUUUGUCGGCGCUGCGGCGAGAAGUGGGUGAACAGAGAGAUCGGCUUUCGCGGCUCGAAGAAAAAGCUGCCAAUGAUGAGAAAAAUAUUAGUGAAAAAAUUGCCAUUUUGAAGGAAACAACAACGCCGCAAAGACCCACCAGCAACCCUAUUUUGCAGCAACUACUGCGGCACCAGGAACACUUCGGUGCGAAACGGCGAAGAAUCGAAGAGGAAAAGAAGAAACUGGAGGAUCUUAUGGGGAAGUUGCAAACUAUGAAAUAUUCGCCGCACCAAGAUGGGCGCACGGUGCUUUUGUGGCUGCAGCACGCUGGUGGAGGUCAGCAAAUUUCAGUUGCUGCUGCUGCUGCUGUUGCAGCAGCAGAGGUUGUUUUGGGAAGGUAUUCUGGGGGUUGCGAGCUGCAGGCGACUGCCGAGGAAGCAGCAGCUGCCUCUGGACUCUAUGAUCACUUGUGGGAGAGAAUGAAAUCCUCGCAUGCCCGCCUACAGGAACUCAUAGCGCAGCGAAAGGAAACCCAGCAGUAUCGGCAGCAGCAGACACUGGGGCACCAGCUGCGCAGCGAAGUUUCGCGAGCAAUAAGGGCCAUAAGCGAAGCCAGCAAGGUGAACGCGGGGUCUCAUGCUGUGCAAAACCUGGAUCCGCCUGGGCCAGAGUGGAAAUCGCUUUUGUUUGAACUGACCCUAGCAACUUCCCAGCUGCAGCAGGAGCAGCAGCGGCAGGAGGAAGAGCGUGCUGCGGAGUCUCAGCGGCGGCGGCGGUGGCUGGAAGGCGUGGCCGACGCAGCAGCCAACAAGCAGCGAACUCAGGCACUUAUCGACAAACUCAAAAGAAGCGUUGAUGGCGCGAUGGAAGUGUUGAGCCAACUCAUGCACGGGUCUUCAGGCCAGAAGUCUCAGUCGCACGGCGAAGCGCUUCUCGACAUCAAAACUGUCGAGACAGUCUUCAUUCGAAAUGGAGAGGCGCUGCAGGGAGUGCAUGAAGGCAAAGGCGAAGAUGCAGACUUGGAGUUGUGCCGUGCACUUGACGGCGCUGUGCAGACCUGCCGCAAAGCAAUGGAGUUGCUGCAAAGGUAUUUGGAUCCUCAGUGGGAGGGGCGCAGCACGCGACUGCAGCAGCAGCUGCUGAAGGCAGCACAAGAAGUCAGCGCUGCAGCGAAGGACUGCGAGGACCUCAUAACUACGACUGCCCCCGCUUCUUCAAAGGAGCAGCAGAGGCGGGCAAGACUUGAGGAGACAUUCCUUAGUGCUGUCUCUGUCUUUGCAACAACAGAAGGGAUGGCCACUACUGCACUCACUCAGCUGCAGCGUGUUGCUGCCUUGGCUGUGGCGCCGCAGAGGCCCUCAACAGCAGCAGAAGGGCUCGAGAAGGUCAUGAAGAAAACCAAGGAAGAAUUCACGAGUGCUGUCUAUACAGUAGGAGGGGCCUGGAAUCGGGCAGUGACGCAGUUGUCCCGACAGCAUUCAUUUUCCAAAGGAAAGGAACAGAAAGCAGCAUCAGAAGGGGACAGUGCAGCAGCAACAAAGCAUGGAACGGAAGCAGAACAGGCGCAGGAGGCAAGCAGAGCUUUGCAAACACACGCAAAGACGCUUCUCAAGAAAUUGCAAAGCGCUGGGGCUCCUAGAGAAGCGCUUACAGCGCUUUAUGAAGCGUCGAAGGAACCCAGCCAUCGCUAA